AUGGAGCAAAAUACGGCCAGCUCAAAGCCAGACACUCUCACAAACAUGGAAGAUGGAUCCAUUGCAAUCGUGGGCAUGGCAUGCCGCUUUGCCAACGUGUCUUCUCCAACCCAGUUUUGGGAUAUGAUUGAGAAGGGGCGAAGCGGUCAUGGUAGAAUACCCGAGCGGUGUUUUGAUGCUGACGCUUGGUAUCACCCGUCGAGAGCUCGGCGAGGCGCGUUACUGACGUUUGUUUACAUUUUAGGUUAUUACAAAAUCAGGAUUCUUGAUGACGUCUCACAUUUUGAUGCCCCCUUUUUCUCAAUUACGGCAAGCGAAGCAGCUGCAAUGGAUCCUAUGCAGCGGCUCGGGCUGGAAGUGGCCUACGAGACUUUUGAAAAUGCGGGUAUCACAAUGAAAAAGCUCUCAGGGAGCAGGACUGCCGUUUACAGCGGCGUCAUGACAGCUGAUUACCAAGAAAUCGCCGAGGGCGACUUGUUUCGCCUGGGCGACCAUCCUGGUAGUGGAACAGCCAAAUCAAUCUUGGCCAACCGCAUAUCAUGGUUUUUUGAUCUCCGAGGCCCUAGCCUAUCGUUGGACACGGCCUGCUCUUCCGCGCUCUACAGUUUACAUCUUGCCUGCCAGGCCGUUCAAGCUGGAGAAUGUGACCAGGCAUUAGUAACGGGCACGAAUCUCAUCCUGCAUCCUAACCUUAUGGCACAGUUUACUGCAAUGCACAUGAUCACCCCUGACAGAAUUAGCCACACUUUUGACGAGUCGGCUAAUGGAUACGGCAGGGGUGAAGGAGUUGCAGCUGUGAUUGUGAAGCCACUCAAGGAUGCUAUCAGGGAUGGAGAUGUGGUUCGGGCUGUCAUUCGGGCCACAGGUGCAAACUUUGAUGGAAAGACCACCGGAAUGACAGUUCCGAGUGGAGAUGCCCAAGCUGAAUUGAUUCGUGAGACGUACAAGAAAGCUGGAAUAUCCAUGAAUGACACUUGUUACUUCGAGGCGCACGGCACUGGAACGCCACUAGGUGAUCCUAUUGAAAUGCAAGCUAUUGCCAAAACCAUUGGCUCCGCACGGAAAUGUGCGAAUAAUGGACCUCUCUAUGUCGGCAGUGUCAAGCCCAACGUCGGCCAUACGGGGGGUGCAGCUGGUCUGGCUGGCCUCAUUAAGGCGGUGUUGUGUCUAGAAGCUGGUGUAAUACCGGCUGUGACUCGAUUGAAAAAACUGAACCCCAAACUGCUCUUGGACGACUGGAAUAUAACUGCGCCGAUGGAGAAUGUAUCGUGGCCCCAGGCAGGUAUUCGCCGAGCCAGCGUAAAUUCAUUCGGCUUUGGUGGCGCAAAUGCUCAUGUAAUUCUUGAUGAUGCUUUGCAUUAUCUUUCAUCGCGUGGCAUUCAGGGACGUCAUAUCACGCAUACAAUCCCGCUUCUGGCUGACUCGUCCAUCAACAAUGAUCUGGAAGGUGGAUCAUCAUCAUCAUCUGCAACGUCAUGCUCAGAUUCAUCAUCUUCUUGCUCUGAUUGCGAAGAUAGUCCCGCUAGCAUUGGAGAUGACACUGCCAGCGAACGUGCCCAGGAUGUAGAGCAUCAAGAUCAUCUGUUUGUUUUCUCAGCUCAAGACCAAGGCAGCUUGAGCAGAGUUGCCUCAGGCUAUGCCGAAUUUCUUAAAGAUGAACCGUACAAAGAUGACAUUGUUGCAAUGCAGUCAUUGAGUCAUAUUCUCUCGGAAAAGCGGACCAAACUGGAUUUUCGAAGCUUCGUUGUCGCACACAGCUUGGCCGAUCUGAGUGCCUCCCUCGAGGCAAACCAACUUCCCCGCGAGCGAUCAUCUCCAAAGGACAAGGCCAUCUUCGUUUUCACUGGUCAAGGUGCUCAGAGGUCUGGCAUGGCUCGUGAAUUGCUCUCCGAUCCAGUCUUUAGCGAGAGCAUCCGGCUCAGCCAGAAAGUUGUAAUUGCUUGCGGCGGUGAUUGGGACAUAGAACAUAUGCUUACAACGGGGACGGCACAAGAGCUAGGAAACCCAUUGUACUCACAACCCCUGUGCACAGCUAUACAGAUUGGCUUGGUGGAUAUGCUUUCUUCGUGGAAUGUACAGCCAGCUGCUGUCAUUGGACAUUCAUCUGGCGAAAUAGCUGCCGCUUAUUCUUCAGGUGUUCUAUCUCAUGAAGAUGCCAUGUACGUGGCCUACUACCGUGGCACACUCUCAAGUGUCGUAUCAUCAAGAGCAGGAAUCCAAGGCAGCAUGCUGGCCGCAGGAAUUUCCGAAUCUGAGGCCGCCAAAUAUGUCAUUGACAAGGCCUCAGUGACAAUAGCUUGCAUUAAUAACGAGAGAUUGAGGCCGAUGCGAGUGCCUAUGUUCUCUUCUAUGACGGAGGAGCGUAUUGAAAGCUGUAGACUGGGAGGUUCAUAUUGGAUGGAGAACAUGCUGAGUCCCGUCCGAUUUGCUGGAGCGAUGCGUAACCUUGUAACUGGCACAGAUAUCGACGGCGAGGAACCGCUAGAUACGGAAUACAGCGCAAUUAUUGAGAUAGGGCCUUCCAAAACGCUCCAAGGCCCGAUCAAGCAAAUCCUCACUGCUGUCAGCCCCCGGCUAGCCAAAAAGCUGCCUUAUCGCUCCAUGCUGGUGGCUGGGAGCCAUGCGCGCAAGACUUCACUCGAGGCUGCGGGAUUUCUUUGGUCCACGGGACAUUCAAUUGACUUGGGAAAGGUCAAUAGAAUCUCAGCAGCAUCCGAAUUAGACCUAUGCAUGCUUCCCCGCCUCCCGAUGUAUCCUUGGAACCACGAGAAUAGCUUCUGGCACGAGCACCUAGCCAGUAAUGCGGUCCGUCUCCGAAAAGAACCCAGAACGGAUUUUUUAGGAAUGCCAGUUGAUGGCCAGAAUCCCUUUGAGCCUAGGUGGCGCAACCUUCUCAGCGUGACAGAGAAUCCAUGGCUAGGGCAUCAUCGUGUGGCUUCGGCUUGUUUGUUCCCUGCUGCUGGAUACCUUGUCAUGGCGGUUGAGGCUGUGUUGAAAUUGGCGGCCAAAGAUGUGCAAAAAGGUCGAGUGCUCAGAGGUGUUGAAAUUACGGAUGUGACGUUUGAGACGGGGCUUGCUCUGUCUGAAGAUGGGUCAGCUACUGGCGUUUCUAUAACUCUCAAACCGCGUGCGGCUAUGGACGCAACGUAUGAUUUCAGCAUUUAUUCAGACUCUUUUGACCAGCCUGUACGUCGCCUUGUCGUUGGAUCAAUUGCUGCUACGUAUGAGGGCCUGCGUAAACAUGGAGACGACGGGUUUGAAAUUGAGGCACAACAGCAGGAGUGGGAGGCGGCAAAAGCCAAGCUACAAGAAACACAAAGCUCAGCCAUACACACUGGUGAUGUUAAGGCAUUCUAUGCCAAACUGGCAUCUGUCGGACUGGAAUACGGCCCAACUUUCCAAGCCUUAGAGCGCAUUGAUACUGUUUCCCCACUUGAGAAUGAAGCCUUGUUUGGUGGCACUGCCUGCGGCACUCUCACGGUACCGGAUACUAAGGCAAUUAUGCCCAUGGAAUACGAAUUCCCACAUCUCUUGCAUCCUGCAACGCUUGAUUCUGCGUUCCAUCUGGCCUUUACUGCGCUCCAGACCCGGGAGGAUAUGCUGCGCCCAGCAGUACCAGUCUCCAUUCAGCGUUGUUUUAUCUCAGCUGAUCUACCUUCGGAUCCAGGUUCCAAGUUCUUUGGUAUGGCCUCAAUCAAACGCAUAGGGAAAACGGCGCUUGUGACAGACAUCUUCUUCGCUGAUGCAGAGGUUAAUGGUCCGCAGAUUGUCAUUGAGUCGAUGGGCCUGAGUGAUGUGGGAGAGGUAUCAACCCAAGAUGCUGGAUAUGGCACAGCAAACCUAGCUGGGAGCAAUCGGCGGGCGGCUGAUGUGGUCUGGAAAGAGGAUGUUACAUUGAUGCAAUUACCUUCCGACACCAAUUUACUGGAUAACGAAUCGCCUCUCUCCUCAUGGCUCGAAUGCUUCUUACAUAAGUAUUCCAACGCGAAUAUCUUAUUUGCUGGAGCUGAAAGGUCUAUGCCGCUCCUGGAAACUCUCAAAGGUACGGUUGCAUCCCACCAGAGAGCCGGUGGUCAAGGUAAACUGUUUUCAUGUUCGUUGCCUCCAUCACUACAGUCGGAUGCAAGUGAGGAGCACAACGCAACGCCAACAUACAUGCAAAGGAUUUUGGCAAAUGGUCCUUACAACGCACUUAUACUGAGUGAUCACGGAGACCAGACAAUCAAUUUCUUUUUGCAGUCAAUGUCUCGCGUUCUUAACCCUGGUGGUCAAAUAAUAAGGCGCGAUGAUAUUAGCGGCUGCUUGCGCAUCGAGAAUGCGAAUGAGAGGUCGAUAUCAGUGUCGUUGAAUGCAUUAAUACCGGAGGGGGUGACCAUUCUCGAGCGCACUGUCAAUCACCAGAAUCCGGAAGCUCUGCGACUACGCGAGGCUUUGACUGAUAUCCUAGGACAAGCUGGAAUCUCGCUAACUGUCAAAUGCAUGGAUCAAAUUCCCAUUCAUACCAACAAUUCGUACAUCAUCUCGCUGGUAGAAUAUGGCCAAGGCCUUGUCUGCGAUUGGGGCGAAGAGGAAUUGGUACAAUUCCAGAAUUUGGUGGCCAGUGCGCGCUAUGUGCUUUGGUUAACCACAGGCGGCUUGAUGGCUCCUAAUGAGGAUGGGUUGAAGUACAGCCUGACACAAGGGUUGCUGCGUACGGUUCGCGCGGAGUAUCCUCAGUUGGUGCUACCACACCUAGACAUAUCGCCAGACAGUACAAGGCUUUAUGAAGAAGUGGCGUCUAUCACGGCCAAGAUUCUUGCUGCGACAUUGUCUGGUGCUGAUCCUACUGUCGUUGUGGAGGCUGAGUAUGCUGAGCUGAAUUGCAAAAUCUUCAUUCCUCGCCUCGUUCGCGACGUGGCUAUGGACGCCGAAAUCGAAUUGCUGUCGUCCAAUUCCACAACGAUUGAAAUCCAGUUGAAUGACUGCCGCCAACCCUUAAGAUUGUCCACGGCAACAGGGUCUGUACAGUGGAGGCCAUGCGAGCCAUACAGCUCCAUAGGCGCUGGCGAGGUCCUUGUGGAAACUAGAUAUGUUCCUGGAUCGACUUCGAAGAUGGCUCCCAUGCCAUGGACCAUUGUCGGUGUCGUCCGCGAGGUAGGGGACUGCGUGUCUCAAUAUCGCGUGGGUGAUUUUGUUAUACCCCUCGACAUCUCCGGCGAUCUUGAUGUGAAAACUAGCUUCCUUAUCAAUGCUUCCGAUAUUCUGAGAGUGCCCAAAAAUAUCUCAGCUACACAAUUGGCAUAUUGGAUAACGCCAUUUAUUGUGGCGCACCGUGUCCUUAUUAAUCAGCAGCAAUCAAGUUCGUCAACUUCCUACGGAGCGCUGUCUGAUGCUAAGAUAUUCACUCAUCUUGCUUCCGAUCUGAGCAUGAAACUACAGCCAAAUUAUACGCCGCCAGAAAGUGCAGGCAACUCACCUCCCCGGAGUUCAACGCCAGAAUUAAGAGAGAGGCAACAGGCCGAUGCUGGAGGAACUGAUGAAAAUGAGCUCUCUGGUUGUACUGUCCUGCAUCAGAUGACGCGUUCAUGCAGCAGGAUGAUGCGAAACAAAAAUGGUGCUUCUGGUAUCCACCUAGUAUUGUCGUCGCUUCAGGACCCGAAGAGCGUUCCACAUUUGAUGGCCAGUCUCGCGCCAGGUGGUCGCUUCGUGGCUUUCAACACUUCAACUGACCGUGAGAGUAGCUUGAGAACAGCUACCCCCCGCUUCGAUGUCACUUUAGAGCGUCUCGAUACUGCAAAUAUGGAUAUAUCCAACAUGCAGAUUUCUAUCAGUGCCGUAUUCACAUUAUUCUCUACCAAGACUUUGAUACUACCGCCACUGCCACCAUCCAGCCAGAAGUCCAUAUCGGAGAUGGAUCGGUGUUUUGAUCAAUUAGGCCGCAAUCGCCCGAUGAUUUUCUCACUAGGACCUCAUUCAUUCGUCCCAAUGACUGUUUCUGGACUUUCCGCACUACAGCAGAGCAGGCUAGAUCCCACUGGUACCUACAUCAUCUCUGGUGGAAUGGGCGCAUUGGGCCUCGAGAUGGCAGGGUGGUUAUGUGAACAAGGGGCCCGCCACAUCAUACUUCUAUCUCGAUCUGGGAAACCAACCGAAUCUGCCGUCUCUAAAAUCCUUCGUCUGUCCGAACAGGGUUGUCGGUGUGAUGUGAUACGCUGUGACAUUAUCUCAGCUGUUGACGUAGACUACGUGGCAUGUAAAGCCGUAGAGGAGAAUUGGCGCAUCCGAGGCAUUAUCCAAGCUGCUAUGGUGCUUGCUGAUUCUCCUUUUGAGUCUAUGACAGCUAGACAAUGGACUACGGCUACAGCCCCUAAAGUUCAAGGUUCCUGGAACUUGCACCAUGGUUUAGGGUGCCAUGAAGAUUUGGAUUUCUUCAUCUUGUUGUCAUCCAUUUCUGGAAUCAUCGGAAAUAGCGCUCAGGCAAACUACAGCGCCGGCAAUACGUUUGAAGAUGCACUAGCUGCACACAGACGGCGCCGGGGUCUUCCUGCUGUUAGUUUGAAUCUUGGUCUUGUGGAUAUCGACACAGACAAUGUCGGUUCGGUUGAUGAGUUUGUCAAGAAAUUCCCGCAUCUUGCAUCCGUUCUGGUGGGCAAGAAGGAAGUUAGAGCUGCAUUGCAGCUUGCUACACGCGGAACCGGCUUGAAUGGGGCGCAAAUACCCAGCCAAGUGGUAAACUACGAGAAGGCCAUCAAGAGUGCUAAAACAAUUGAAGAAGCAAGAUCAAUCGUCGAGGAUGCGUUGCGCAUCCAUGUUGCUGCGGCUAUGUCAUCUGAUGCAUCCAACAUUGACGUGGAUAAACCGGUGACAGCUUACGGAAUCGAUUCACUUAAAGCUACAGAAGUGCGAAACUGGUUCCUGAAGGAGUUCAGUAGCCGCUUGUCUAUAUUUGAGAUUCUCAGCCCAAUACCUAUCUCACGAUUAGCCCUUAGUAUUUUAAAGAACUCUACUUACAGCAGUCCUACGGCUAAAUAA
Messenger RNA from Trichoderma virens Gv29-8, 7011 nucleotides. Its product is annotated as putative polyketide synthase. The record is from RefSeq and is a predicted model, not a curated record. Gene Ontology annotation, biological process: secondary metabolite biosynthetic process; fatty acid biosynthetic process. Gene Ontology annotation, molecular function: phosphopantetheine binding; fatty acid synthase activity; 3-oxoacyl-[acyl-carrier-protein] synthase activity. The transcript is spliced from 11 exons. NCBI's taxonomy places the organism in Eukaryota, Fungi, Ascomycota, Sordariomycetes, Hypocreales, Hypocreaceae. The coding region runs from base 1 to 7011 and encodes 2336 amino acids.